AUGGCCUCAAUAACUUUCUUGGUUUCGAUUAUUAUCGCGGUGGCCAUUGCCCCGACUAUGGCCGUUGAUUAUAUGGUCGGAGAUGACGCUGGUUGGAAAGUCGGCGUAAAUUAUACCCAAUGGGCCGCUGGAAAAGAUUUCCGCGUUGGAGACACUCUCAUGUUCAUGUACACAGAAGGAAAGCACAACGUCUACAAGGUUAACGGAUCCGACUUCCAAAAUUGCAACCCCUCGACCUCCUUAGGGGGGCCUCUUACAAGCGGAAAAGACUCUAUUACCCUCGCAAAACCCGGAAAAAAAUGGUACAUCUGUGGCGUGGCAGACCAUUGCUCGAAGGGGAUGAAGCUCGUCAUUACGGUUUCCGAUGCCUCGGCACCGGCCCCGGCCCCCAUCCCCGGAACACCGGCCCCCGGGACUUCGUCUGCCGACAAGAUUGCGCGAUCUUUUAUGUGGAUUGUGGCCGGCGCCAUUGCCUAUUCGAUGCUUUUGGCUUGA
Molecule: messenger RNA, 495 nt
Organism: Andrographis paniculata
Lineage: Eukaryota; Viridiplantae; Streptophyta; Magnoliopsida; Lamiales; Acanthaceae
Product: blue copper protein 1a-like
Exons: 2
Coding region: 1-495 (164 amino acids)
Cellular component (GO): plasma membrane
Molecular function (GO): electron transfer activity
Source: RefSeq, a predicted model, not a curated record